Messenger RNA from Neomonachus schauinslandi (Hawaiian monk seal), 2162 nucleotides. RefSeq names its product REX4 homolog, 3'-5' exonuclease (gene REXO4). The record is from RefSeq and is a predicted model, not a curated record. The transcript is spliced from 8 exons. Gene Ontology annotation, cellular component: nucleus. Gene Ontology annotation, molecular function: 3'-5' exonuclease activity; nucleic acid binding. Lineage: Eukaryota; Metazoa; Chordata; Mammalia; Carnivora; Phocidae. Gene Ontology annotation, biological process: rRNA processing; DNA catabolic process. Bases 187 to 1461 code for a protein of 424 amino acids.
UGCACGUGCCGGGGCGCGCGCGGGGUCGCUUCCGGGGUACGGGAGGCAGGUGUCACCGCAGUGGGGGGAAUUGGGGGCUGGCCUGGGCGUGCGGUGGGUGGGCAGAGUCCGGCUCCGGGCCCGGGCGGCGGGGCUCUGGUCGCGCUCUGGUGUCGGGCCCCGGGGACCCCGGACGGCGGCGGCGGGAUGGCCAAGGCGCUGACCCCCAGGCGCGCCCCGGGAGACCCCCUGGCUGAGCCGGGGCUUGGCAAGAAGCCUCCUCGGAAGAAAAGCAGGAAGAAGAGAGUCUGGAAAAGCAAAGGGCGAGAAGCAAGCGGGACACCGGGAGGCGGCGCCAGGGUCGUCGUCGUGCGGCCUCCAAAGGCGCCAGAGGACUUUUCCCAAAACUGGAGGGCGCUGCAGGCGCUCCUGAAACGAAAAACACAGGCCCUGGAAAAGCCUCUUGUCUCUCAGAUGGAUUCCAAAAUGCAGCCCAAGAUUAUCCAACAAAAAAAAGUGAUCCCAGAUACAGCACAGAGAAGUGAGAUGGGAUCGGAGACCACAGACCCCGAGGUCUCCGGUGCCUCCGUUCCCUCAAUAUCUCCAAGGAACAGGAAGGUGCCAGCACCCCCUGCAAAGGCCAAAGGAGCAGAGCACAAUGAGAAAGGAGCCAAGAAAAGGACAAACGGUGACAUUUCUCCAAAAGGAGGAGACAUCAAGCAUAAGAAGCGGAAAGCUAAGGAGGUGACUGUGGCCUUGACUCCGGCCCUGCCCACUGAAGACGACAUCUGGUUUGAUGACGUGGACCCGGCGGAUAUUGAAGCAGCCGUGGGCCCCGAGGCGGCCAGGAUAGCGAGAAAGCAGCUGGGGCAGAGCGGAAGCAGCAUCACGCUGGUGAAAGAGCAGGCCUUCGGCGGCCUGACUAGAGCCUUAGCCAUGGAUUGUGAGAUGGUGGGCGUGGGCCCCAAGGGGGAAGAGAGCGUCGCCGCCCGAGUGUCCAUUGUGAACCAGUAUGGGAAGUGUGUUUAUGACAAGUACGUCAAGCCCACCCAGCCGGUGACGGACUACAGGACGGCGGUCAGCGGGAUACGGCCAGAGAACCUCAAGCAGGGAGAAAAAAUUGAAGUUGUCCAGAAGGAAGUGGCAGACAUGCUGAAGGGCCGGAUUCUGGUGGGACACGCGCUGCGUAACGACUUGAAGGUGCUGUUUCUCGAUCACCCAAAAAAGAAGAUUCGGGACACACAGAAAUACAAACCUUUCAAGAGUCAGGUGAAGAGUGGAAGGCCAUCUCUGAGGCUGCUUGCAGAGAGGAUCCUGGGGAUCAGGGUGCAGCAGGCAGAGCACUGUUCGAUUCAGGAUGCCCAGGCAGCAAUGAGACUCUACAUCCUGGUGAAGAAGGAGUGGGAGAGUAUGGCCCAGGACAGGCGCCCCACAGCCCCUGCUCCAGACUGCAGCAGCGUCUCCGUCCCUGGGCGGUCGUGACCAAGCACGGGACAGCUCGGGUCUCCCCAGAGCGGCAGCUCUGGCAAAACACGUUCACCGUCCCAGCAGCAGGGUGUGGGGGCACGCUGCUGAGAACCGCUGCUUCCCUCUGAGUUUGCCAUCUGAGACCUGGUCCACCGCUGGAGGUGGCUGGCGGGGAUAGGCGCAGAGGGGCACCUGGACCUCUGCCAGGACGGGGAGUCGGGGCCGUCUGCACCCUGCUGUCACCGGCGGAAGCUUUGCCGGGGAUUUGCCCCAUCCCAGGGGUGGGAAGUACCCAGUCCACUGGGUUUUCCGCGCCUUCCUUGGAGGAGGCCCCUCUCCUUCCUCUGCCUCGAGUCACGUAAAAAUUCCACUGGACUCAACGGGCCCAGGCCCGUCUUGGAGUUAGCUGUGGCUGCCUUUGGACUCUGAUUUUCCGAGGGCGCCAUUCCUUUCUCAGCCCCCACCCCCAGCCCAUGUAUACACCUGCCACGUUUAAGGGCAGGGCCCACGGGGUGGCACUGGGGCUCCAGUUGUCCAAGCUCGGUGACACCAGUCGCCCCCUGUCUAGGACGGACGUGUUGACCCCCGGCUGUUGAGCUGGAGCACAGGUGUGAGGGUCUUCUGAGAAUAGUCAGGAGCAGCGGGUCGCACUCAGUGCAUAAAGCCCCAGGCUUCACCGAGCCACCUGGCCGCUGCACAAGGAAGGCCCAAACCCA